GUGCGAACCAUGAAGGGAACAGUGAUUUUUUUGGCGCUCGGCUUCCUCUCCGGGGGACUUGUGGCGUCCGCUGCAUAUUUGCCUGGAGUGCCUAUAGAUUUUGAGGUGGAUGAUAAAGUGCUCUCCGCCAUUGCUGAUGACAUAUCUGAGCGCCUGGCCCAGGAGUAUGUCACCUAUUUGAAAACCGGAGUUGAGACGGCAGCCUUCAAGAAACUCACCCAACAACUGGCCAAGUCGCACAGCCAAAAGGAUAUUUUCACCAGGAAUAUGGCCGAUUUGGAGUCGAGGGACAGCUUUUUUGUGUGCGUAGCCUGUCGCUCUGUAAUUCGAGUCCUCAUUAGGACCAUUCGCGAUGAGGAGGGAGAGCUCCAUGGAGAAGGCAGCUCCACUCUGAUGAAGGACUUUGCCACAGACUUCUGCCAAAGAAUGAAUCUUCAGACCGAUGAGGUUUGCGAGGGUCUGAUCGAUUCCUACCAGCCAUCCGUGGACUACAUCCUAAGAAAUUCCGAGAGCGAUUCCCAGACCUUCUGUUCUCUUUUCAUGGAGUAUAGUUUCUGCAGCACUGGCACCAACCAGGACUACAACUGGAUCCUUACUGUGGACAACUCAGUUCCGAGCUUGACCAGUUCCAAGUCAGACACCGAUCGCUAUAGUGAAUCGGAUCUUAAGAUCUGCCACUUCUCCGAUAUCCACUACGAUCCCUUGUACCUACCAGGGAGUCUGGCCACCUGUGCAGAGCCCAUGUGCUGCCAAAGGCACAAGGACACGGCGGAGGGCACACGCGAUGCGGCUGGAUACUGGGGCGACUACAGGGGAUGCGAUCUGCCAUGGCAUUCCUUUGAAUCCGCCUUAGACAAUGUGGUGAAAAACCACAAGUGUGACUACGUCUAUCAGACUGGUGAUGUUGUGGAUCACAUGGGAUGGGCCACCUCGGUGGAAAAGAACAGCGAAGUGCUGAGCAAAGUGAACGACCGACUGAAGCAGGCAUUUGGAGAUGUGCCAGUCUAUCCCUGCAUUGGCAACCAUGAGCCACAUCCUUUCAAUCUAUUUAGUCCCGAAGGUGUGCCGGAUGCAGUUAGCACCAAGUGGCUAUAUGAGCAUCUGUACAACGACUGGUCGAAGUGGCUGCCCGAGGAGACCAAGGAAACAAUACUCAAGGGAGGCUAUUAUACUGUUUCUCCCAAAAAGGGAUUCCGCAUCGUUGCUUUAAAUAGCAACGACUGUUCUACGGAUAACUUCUGGCUGUAUCAUAGUGGGUCUGACAAGAUUCCCCAGCUUCAGUGGUUCCACGACACACUUCUCGCCGCCGAGAAAGCCGGGGAAUUUGUCCACGUGAUCACCCACAUUCCCUCUGGCGUCGGAAGCUGCUGGUCCGUGUGGGCUCGUGAGCUAAAUCGAUGCAUAACCCGCUUCAGUGCAACAAUUAGUGGCAUCUUUACCGGCGAUACCCACAAGGACGAAAUGUUCGUUCAUUACUCUGAUGAAGGGCAUGCCACCGCUGUGGCCUGGACAGGAGGAGCCCUAACCACUCGCUCAAACAAGAACCCCAACUAUAGGAUUUACGAUGUGAACCCAGAAUCCUUUGUGGUGACAAAUCACCACACGUGGCUUUUCAAUCUGACGGAAGCUAAUCUAAAUCCUAAUAGUCAGCCCGAGUGGUUUGAGGAAUAUCAGUUCAUCAAUGAAUUCACUGAGGACACGAGUCCUGCGGGAAUUGACAAGCUGCUGGAUGAAUUCGCUGAAAAUCCGGAUCUUAUGAGGAAGUACUGGCGCUUCCGAGUUACUCAGGGAGAUCCCUACCUUAAAGAUGGCUGCGAUCGCACCUGCUUGGCAGCAUCUUUGUGCCGAGCUGCUGUAACCGUUAACACUCAGACAGGACGAUGCGAGGAGCUUCGCGCCAAACUGUAUGCUUCUCUGGACAAUGAGGAAAACACAACUCCGGGAGAUAAUGGAGGUGAUGGCAAUGACGGAGGCGGAGGAUCUGCUCGCCUAAGCUUGUUCAGCAUCAGUUCCAUGCUGAUUAUCGUUAUCUCCACCCGACUUAGUAUUUAG
Drosophila bipectinata is the source of this 2052-nucleotide messenger RNA. RefSeq names its product sphingomyelin phosphodiesterase 1-like. Gene Ontology annotation, molecular function: acid sphingomyelin phosphodiesterase activity. The record is from RefSeq and is a predicted model, not a curated record. Gene Ontology annotation, cellular component: lysosome. NCBI's taxonomy places the organism in Eukaryota, Metazoa, Arthropoda, Insecta, Diptera, Drosophilidae. Gene Ontology annotation, biological process: ceramide biosynthetic process; sphingomyelin catabolic process.